Messenger RNA from Maniola jurtina (meadow brown), 2402 nucleotides. RefSeq names its product three prime repair exonuclease 2-like. Gene Ontology annotation, biological process: DNA catabolic process. The transcript is spliced from 2 exons. Gene Ontology annotation, cellular component: cytoplasm. Lineage: Eukaryota; Metazoa; Arthropoda; Insecta; Lepidoptera; Nymphalidae. Gene Ontology annotation, molecular function: nucleic acid binding; 3'-5'-DNA exonuclease activity. The record is from RefSeq and is a predicted model, not a curated record. Bases 180 to 1004 code for a protein of 274 amino acids.
AAAGAGUCUGUGUUUGAGUUUUGUGAUUGUGUAAAUAGGAAGUAUUAGGUAAAAUUGUUUGUUUUUAUUUGUUUUACAAGUGUUUUUAGUAUUUUUUUAAAAAGCUACUUUUACAAGACAUGUUAUUUUACCAGUACGUGAUAGGCAACGCGUGAAAGACCAUUUUAUCUGACUCAACCAUGAUGGCUAUACAAACCUUUGUGUUUUUCGACUUGGAAACCACAGGCAUACCAGCAAAUCGAGCAAAAGUUACCGAAAUAACGCUAAUAUCGGUUUCGCGGAGUGACAUUGCAGAAGCAGAUGGAGUGACUCUACCGGCGAUAAGCAAGUUAUCACUUUUGUGUAACCCGAAAAAAAAUAUACAGCCAGCGGCCGUUAAAUUGACUGGCUUAACGAACGAGUUUUUAAAAAAUCUUCCAGAUUUUAAAGACAAUGUUAAGUGUAUAAAUGCAUUUUUGGAUAAACCAAAGCCAGUCUGUCUUGUAGCCCAUAAUGGAAACAGAUUUGAUUUUAAAAUAUUACAAAUAGAAUACCAGACUGCAAACGAGGAGUUACCACAUGGAUUACUAUGUAUAGACACCUUAGAUGCUUUUAGAAACAUAUUGAAAAAUCCAAAGUAUUGCUCUAAUAUGUCAGUGCAUGAUAUUUCAACAAGUUCUCUAGAUGAAAGUGAUAGAAUCAUUAAAGAUGACAGCUGGCAAGAUCUAAGUAUAGAAGAAGUUCAAGAAAUUGAUGAGUUGAUUGAGCACUUCUCACAGAUUUCAAGUACACCGAAAGGUAUAAAAGCUAGAAAAAAAAUUAAAACUGAAACUCCAAAAGUAGAAAAAGCUCCAAAAAUCAGUUAUACUUUAUGCAGUAUAUAUGAAAAAUUGUUAAAUAGAAAACCAAAGGAAUGUCAUAGAGCUGAGGCAGACUGUAUCAUGCUUUUGGAAUGUGCUAUUGCAACAAAACAUGACUUUUUAGCUUAUGCUGACAGUAAACAAAAAUUAAUCAGCCAAAUAUAGUUUAACAUACUAAGUUAAAUAGAUUAAGAGAAAUUGUAAAUUUAAGACAAAGUCACUAAGGUUAACUUGAAAUCUAUAGAGUGAACUUUGAAUUUGCUCAGACUUGAGACACUUGAAACAAGACAGUGUUAUAUCCCUUACAUAAAUCUGUCUCGUUUUAAAUGAAACUUACGCCUGGUCAAAGUCAAAGAAUGCUCUAAUAGAUCUCUAGAUAGUGCUGCAAAGAAAAUCAUAUCCUAUUUUCAUAUGCUAUUUACAUUAUAUGACAUGUUAUUUUUAUUGACUUCAGAAAAUGUAUAAUUUAUGUUAAACAAAGUGAAUUUAUAUAUUUACCAAAUUUUUAUAUUGUGCCUUUUCUUUUGCCUUUUUCUGUAAGUAUCAUGAGACAUUUAAAAGCAUCAGGUACAUAAUAAUUAUAUCAAAGUAGGUACUGAGUACCUAUUCUUUAUUUUAAGCAUGCUAUCAAUGUAUAUGUUAUAAGAUCUGGUCACCCUAAUGUAUCAAAUAUUGUAACAAUGCAAGGAUUAACAGUUAGGUAACAAUGACUCACAUUGAAUCAUGCAAGAUAUCUUUAGAUAUAAUCCUUGUGCUGAGUGCAUGCAUCAUGCAAGAUAUUUUUAGAUAUAAUCAUUGUGGUGAGUGCGUUCUCAUUUGUGCAUUAUAUGUACCUUAUAUUUCUUUUAAGAAUUUUUAAUUUUUUUAAAUGUUUUAUUCAAUUUAAUUUUUAUUUCUAAUCAAUACCAGAUAUCUGUUUUUUAAUUGAUCACUUAGUUUUUACUUGUAUACAAUCAAAGUAAUAAUUAUAUACUGUACCUAAUGACUGAUAAUACAUAUCUAUGCUGAUAAUAAAAAAUCAACAAUUUUAUUUUUAUUUCAUUUUAAUCUGGUGUAGUACAGAUCAUUAACAAAUGUUAUUUGGUGAUUUAUUUAUAUUUAUUUAAAAAUAUUUUUAACUGAAAAGCUUUCAGUUAAAAAUAUUUUUUUUAAAACAAUUAUUUAGUAGUUUUAAAAAAAAGUUGAUUAUACAAUCUAACUACGGAUGUUGUACUACUAUUGUAAUUUUGAACGUUAUGCAUACAUUUUGAUAACACACUCCCAUAUUUGCUCUAAAGUACGAUUUUAGGCCUCAAUCCGUUUUUGCAUGAUAAUAAAUACCUUACACAUAGAGCAAAUGUGGUGAGUGCAUUCUUAAAGUGUAUGCAUUAUACCUUUUAUUUUUUCAAGAAUUUUUCAGAUUUUUUGAUAUUUUAUUCAUUUUAAUUUUUAUUUCUAAUCAAGACCAUAUACUUGUUUUUUUUAAUUGAUUACUUAGUUUUUACUUGUAUACAAUCAAAGUAAUAUUUAUUAUAUUAUAUUGUCCCUACCUAAGGACGUGACAAUAAAAAAUCAACAAUUUUA